This is a messenger RNA of Alexandromys fortis (reed vole), 3760 nucleotides long. RefSeq names its product protein tyrosine phosphatase non-receptor type 9 (gene Ptpn9). Gene Ontology annotation, molecular function: protein tyrosine phosphatase activity. Gene Ontology annotation, biological process: protein dephosphorylation. NCBI's taxonomy places the organism in Eukaryota, Metazoa, Chordata, Mammalia, Rodentia, Cricetidae. The transcript has 13 exons. Bases 364 to 2145 code for a protein of 593 amino acids. The record is from RefSeq and is a predicted model, not a curated record.
GGGCUUUAAAAGUUGUCGCUCUCAUUAUUUCCUUUAAAGAAAAAAAGAAAAUAACCACCCCGUGCUGCUGUUAGUUCCUCGGCUGACUUUUUUCCUCCUCCGGAGAGGCGGGGUAGCGCGAGGAAAGGAGUGAAGAAAAUAAGAGGCAUUUCCUCCCCGCGGGAGCGACAGCCGAUUCUCCGGCCAGCAGGAGCGGCGUUGGCAGCCGCCGCGGGCGCCGGGCCGCGCCGGUCCCACCAUGCGUGAGCCGGCCGAGAGCUGCUGAGGCGCCGGGCCGCAGACGCGGAGUUGGAGGGCAGGCGGCGGGCUUCGGCGCUCGCGGACCAGUGCUGUCCCCCGGCGGGCGACGGCGGCGGCGGCGGGAUGGAGCCGGUGACCGCGCCCCGGCCGGACAUGGCGCCGGAGCUGACCCCCGAGGAGGAGCAGGCUACCAAGCAGUUUCUUGAGGAGAUCAACAAGUGGACAGUUCAGUACAAUGUUUCUCCACUCUCUUGGAACGUGGCUGUCAAGUUCCUCAUGGCCAGAAAAUUCGAUGUGCUUCGUGCCGUAGAGUUGUUUCACUCCUACAGAGAAACAAGAAGGAAGGAAGGCAUUGUGAAGCUGAAACCUCAUGAGGAACCUCUCCGUUCUGAGAUCCUCAGUGGAAAAUUUACCAUCUUGAAUGUUCGAGAUCCAACUGGAGCCUCCAUUGCCCUUUUCACUGCCAGGCUACAUCAUCCUCACAAGUCCGUCCAACACGUGGUACUUCAGGCCUUGUUUUACUUGCUGGACAGAGCUGUGGACAGCUUUGAAACUCAAAGGAAUGGAUUGGUGUUUAUCUAUGACAUGUGUGGUUCCAAUUAUGCCAACUUCGAGCUAGAUCUUGGCAAGAAAGUCCUAAACCUGCUGAAGGGAGCAUUUCCGGCUCGUUUAAAGAAGGUGCUGAUUGUAGGAGCACCCAUAUGGUUCCGAGUGCCGUAUUCUAUCAUCAGCCUGCUCCUGAAGGACAAAGUCCGGGAGAGGAUUCAGAUAUUAAAGACGUCUGAAGUUACCCAGCAUCUGCCUAGGGAGUGCCUUCCAGAAAAUCUGGGUGGGUUCGUCAAAAUUGACCUUGCCACUUGGAAUUUCCAGUUCCUGCCCCAAGUGAAUGGCCACCCAGAUCCCUUCGAUGAGAUCAUCCUGUUUUCCCUACCUCCUGCCUUAGACUGGGACUCAGUACAUGUUCCAGGUCCCCAUGCCAUGACCAUCCAAGAGUUGGUAGACUAUGUUAAUACCAGGCAAAAGCGGGGCAUAUACGAGGAAUAUGAAGACAUCCGUCGUGAGAACCCUGUUGGCACUUUCCACUGUUCCAUGUCUCCCGGAAACCUAGAGAAAAACCGAUACGGAGAUGUACCCUGCCUGGACCAAACAAGAGUGAAGCUGACAAAACGAAGUGGCCACACUCAGACAGAUUACAUCAAUGCCAGUUUCAUGGAUGGCUACAAGCAGAAGAAUGCUUAUAUUGGUACACAAGGCCCUUUGGAGAAUACCUAUCGUGACUUCUGGCUCAUGGUUUGGGAGCAAAAAGUUUUGGUGAUUGUAAUGACCACCCGCUUCGAGGAAGGCGGAAGGAGAAAAUGUGGACAGUACUGGCCUUUAGAAAAAGACUCUCGGAUCCGAUUUGGAUUCCUCACGGUGACUAAUCUAGGAGUGGAGAACAUGAACCAUUAUAAGAAAACAACUCUAGAAAUUCACAACACAGAGGAGCGGCAGAAACGCCAGGUGACCCACUUCCAGUUCCUGAGCUGGCCAGAUUAUGGUGUCCCUUCCUCAGCAGCUUCCCUCAUUGACUUUCUGAGAGUGGUCAGAAACCAGCAGAGCCUGGCUGUUGGCAGCCUGGGAGCACGGUCCAAAGGGCAGUACCCCGAGCCACCCAUUGUGGUACAUUGCAGUGCAGGCAUUGGCAGGACAGGUACCUUCUGCUCACUGGACAUCUGCCUGGCACAGCUGGAGGAGCUUGGCACCCUUAAUGUGUUCCAGACAGUGUCGCGCAUGAGGACACAGAGGGCCUUCAGUAUCCAGACCCCUGAGCAGUACUACUUUUGCUACAAGGCCAUUCUGGAAUUUGCAGAGAAGGAAGGAAUGGUUCCCUCUGGUCACAGCCUGUUGGCCAUGGAGGGUCAGUAGCUGUUCCACGAGUUUCCACCUGCUGGCCAGCCUUCCUUAAACGACCCUGGACACCGCUGAGCCUAUGGGUUGCCAUCAGCUAGGCUGAAGCCAUGGAUCAACCUCUUUCUUGUGUCUCCCAGCGCACAUGUGCACGCAAGGCAGCCUUUCCCUUUGGCUAGAUAAAUGUGGUGAAAUUGCCACUAGAAAGGGCCAGCAGCAAUGUGUUCUUUAUUCCUAGCACCCGCUAUUGAACUGUGCCUUACUAAAACCAAAUUGUGGCUAUUGAUUUUUGCCAGGGUCCCUGAGGUAAGUGGGGAAGGAACCCCCAUCUCCCAAUGCCAUUCUUCUAGAAGUCUCCUCCUUCCCUUUGCUAGGAUUUGACAGGGAGGUUUGGUGAGCAUUCAUCUUCCUGCCCAGAGAGCUUGACCAAGUUACAUAUUCUAGAGAAUAUCCCGAGUGCCAAGCACGUUUAUACAUAGGGCGUGUAUUCCAGUCUUUUCUGUCCUUCUGUGUGUGUGCGCGUGUACGUAUGUGCACUUAUGUGUAUGGAUCCAUAUGUAUGUGUGUAUAUAAUAUAUACUGUAUGUGAUAAUAUGGUUGUAUUCUAUAAAUACAUAUACACACAGAUACUCUUUGUAGAUGUUCCUGGGGCUUCAACUCACAGUUGAGCAUUCUUUGCUUCUUGGACCUUGCUGACUAGUCUGAACUAGCUGGGAUUGGGGAUCAUGCUCCUGUUGUCAGACAGCAGAGUGAUAGAAGACAACACAUACUUUUUUCCCAGCCACAGGCUCCUCUUCCUUAAUGACAUCUUUCCCUUUGGACUCAAUGCUUGUUGGAGCCAAAAAUACUGACGACGGUAACACUGGUUCACUUUAGCAUGGGUUGUCCUCCAUCUAACAAAUUUUCUGUUUACCUUGCUGAUUUGGGGAACAGACCUCCACUGUGAUUCCAGACUCUGUCUUACUUACCCCAGCAAUGGGGUCCAAGGCUAGAGAUGAAUUUACAGAGCUGCCAGAGCCAAAAGUAAUCGGUACGAAAUCUUAAAAGAAAGGAGAAUCCUGGAGUGACCGAGAGGAACCUACCAUGAAACUCCCUUCCUGGGAGGACAAGCUGGGGCCCCUUUUUCUUUCAUUGAAAGACCCUUUCUUUGUGUAACUCUUCCUAGUCGACUGAGAUGCCCAGUUCUCCUUGCCUGCUAGCCUGCCAGAUCCUAGACCUCAAACUAGAUGUGUUCUAUGUCCUUAUAAAGUAUAAUAAUCCCCUUGGCUGGAUGAGGUAGUUCCUUGCAAUCACUGGUCCCCUACCCAUCCAGCUUGAUCCUGUCUUUUCCCAGUCUGAUUCGCCAGGAAUAGAAUCAAGAGUUCUCAACACUCAGUGUUCACACAAAACUCCACUGAGCCCCCCUAAAUCUUCCCCUACUCCAGAUGAUGAGGUUGGCAGCUGGUCAGACCCAAUAAUUUUAUACUGUAAUAAGAUCUUUGAAUGUGUAUAUUCUUAUUUUUUACAAUCAUUUCAUUUUGUAUUUAACAUCAAUGGACUGAGUCAGAUUCAGUAAAUAAUUGUAAUGUUCAUAUUCAAUAUCUUAUAGUGGUACAGUUUUGUAUUUACAUAUAAAUAUACCAACAUGAUUAAA